CAGACACUGAUGCGGCGGUGCGUCACAUAUCAUGAAGGAUGAAAUGUGACUUUCACCGUCAGCGAAAUAUCAAUGGGAGAACAGCACAUGCGCUAUUUCACUUUCGCUAUGUUGGUCAUGCUGCUCGUCGCUGUUUACAUUCUACUGUUCGUCUACUUCACUCUGAGCCCCGGGUCCUCGCCUCGCCCUGGCAGUCUGCUCAAGGGAGAUCCCCAGGUGGCCGACCGUCUGCUCAAGGGAGAUCCCCAGGUGGCCGACCGUCUGCUCAAGGGAGAUCCCCAGGUGGCCGACCGUCUGCUCAAGGGAGAUCCUCAGGUGGCCGACCGUCUGCUCAAGGGAGAUUCCCAGGUGGCCGACCGUCUGCUCAAGGGAGAUCCCCAGGUGGCCGACCGUCUGCUCAAGGGAGAUCCCCAGGUGGCCUGUGAGUUGUGAUAAUGAAGUGAGUUGUGAGUGCCAUAUUGUGAUGCCGUUAUAUACGGGUUAUGAUGACAAUAUUAUCGUAAGUAUAUUGUGAUAAUUGCCAGAGACCCAGCGGCAUUCUGGGAGCCUACGCGGUUGCAGCAGGAAAGCGAAACUGUAGUCUCAUUUUCAAUAAAUCUAGUUUUUGCA
Molecule: messenger RNA, 609 nt
Organism: Penaeus monodon (black tiger shrimp)
Lineage: Eukaryota; Metazoa; Arthropoda; Malacostraca; Decapoda; Penaeidae
Exons: 2
Coding region: 73-432 (119 amino acids)
Source: RefSeq, a predicted model, not a curated record